Messenger RNA from Solenopsis invicta (red fire ant), 1857 nucleotides. Its product is annotated as heparin sulfate O-sulfotransferase. Gene Ontology annotation, cellular component: membrane. NCBI's taxonomy places the organism in Eukaryota, Metazoa, Arthropoda, Insecta, Hymenoptera, Formicidae. Bases 318 to 1355 code for a protein of 345 amino acids. The record is from RefSeq and is a predicted model, not a curated record. The transcript is spliced from 7 exons. Gene Ontology annotation, molecular function: heparan sulfate 2-sulfotransferase activity.
GGGAUGCGCGACAAUGCGCAUACGAGUUGAAUACCAGCGUUUUCGCGUGAAUCCUAACCUCAAAAGUCAUACACUGUACCGUACAGUACCGUACUCAACCGUACCGCAGGGCACAGGUGCAUUACUUCGACGGCUAAAUUGUUGUUGUAGUACAAAACGAUGCACAGUUUCUAAAGAAGAAAUUGGUAUUCGAGAAAGGAAAAAAGACACUGCGAACGCCUACCAUACAUUUCGAGCUUUUCGGCUCGGCUUCAGCGCGACACGGCGCGCUCGCGGGCGGCCGUGGGUGACGGAUAUGAUUUGUGCGACGGCAUAAGAUGAUACUGAGGAACCUGCCAUUCGCGCAAUGGAUUCCGAUCCUGAUCCUCGUCGUCGUAAUAGUCUAUCUGCGGUUGCGAUUGAACAACCUGGAGGAAAGCUACAGAGCGCUCCAUGAUGCCGUCGUACAGGCGCGAAUCGACGCUAAGAAUGAUGGGCGCAUUGAUAUGCGAGCAAGUAAUGAGGAUGAUCUGGAGGAUGUUGUGGUGAUAUACAACAGAGUGCCGAAGACAGCAUCCACCAGCUUCAUGGGAUUAGUUUAUGAUCUAUGCAAGCAGAACAAGUAUCAUGUGCUGCACAUAAACGUGACCAAUAACAUGCACACCCUUACUUUUGCCAACCAGGUUCAAUUUGCAAAUAACAUAUCAAACUGGAACAGUAUAAAACCAGCAUUUUACCAUGGACACAUGGCGUUUUUAAAUUUUGGAAAAUUUGGUACUAAGCGUAUGCCUUUGUAUAUAAAUUUAUUAAGAAAACCUUUAGACAGAUUUAUAUCAUAUUAUUACUUCUUAAGAUAUGGGGAUAAUUUUAGACCUCAUGUUAUAAGGAAGAAACAUGGAGAUACAAAGACAUUUGACGAAUGUAUAAAUAUUGGUCAACCUGACUGUGAUCCUAAUAACAUGUGGCUGCAGAUUCCAUUUCUAUGUGGUCACGAUCCAGCUUGUUGGGAAAUUGGUAACAGCUGGGCAUUAGAGGAAGCCAAACGGAAUCUACAGAGGUAUUACUUCCUGGUUGGAGUGACGGAAGAGUUGAACGAAUUCGUAGAAGUAUUGGAGAAUGUACUACCACGAUUUUUCAAAGGAGCAUACAACUUCUUCUUGCAUAACAACAAGUCACAUUUACGACAAACUACACAGAAACUCAAUCCAUUGCCUGAAACGGUAGAAAAAAUUCAGCAAUCGCCCGUAUGGAAAAUGGAAAAUGAUUUCUAUAAUUUCGCUUUAGAACAUUUUCACGCUGUGAAAAGGCGACUCAUAAAUGCUUCCCCUCAAGAUGCAAAUCAACGUUUUAUGUAUGAAAAGAUACGGCCAAAGUAAACUAACUUUUUUUACAUAAAAUCUCGCUCAAUAAUGCAAUAGUGCAAUUCGUGCGCGACUGCAAAAUGUGUAUUUAUUGUAAUUAUGAGCAUACUUUUUUUAUAAAAAUGAAUUUAUAGAGUUAAUAUUUAUUUUCUUUCUAUUUAUAAGAUGUGAACGUUUUCUUUUCGAAUUCCUUACAAAAUUGUCUAUCUAAAAUGAAACAAAAACAAAUUAUAAAUUAAAUGACUCAAUAUAAAAUAAUUUAAGAAAAUAAAAAUUUAAAUAAGAAGCCUAGCUAAGGACAUACAAUAAUCGGAGAUUUGAUUUGUAAAUUGCACAUUAUUGACCAAUUCACUGACUUUUUGGUCUAAGAGCAAACAUAUAAACUGGAUAUAAACCGCGUGGGAAUUUAGUCUGCUGUUGUUCUUUAAUACAAAUAAGAUUAGCCUUUUCAAAUAAAGAUCGCAAGCUCUUCAUUGGUCUCGUCACAGAAGAGUCUUCCUUGUCAAUUUCCAUGUUA